Messenger RNA from Hippocampus comes (tiger tail seahorse), 2921 nucleotides. It is a transcript of the gene prkd1, whose product is annotated as protein kinase D1. Bases 237 to 2921 code for a protein of 894 amino acids. Lineage: Eukaryota; Metazoa; Chordata; Actinopteri; Syngnathiformes; Syngnathidae. The transcript has 24 exons. The record is from RefSeq and is a predicted model, not a curated record. Gene Ontology annotation, molecular function: ATP binding; protein serine/threonine kinase activity. Gene Ontology annotation, cellular component: cytosol. Gene Ontology annotation, biological process: intracellular signal transduction; phospholipase C-activating G protein-coupled receptor signaling pathway; protein phosphorylation.
GAUGACUCUCGCUCUUCCUCCUCCUCCUCCUCCUCCUCUUUUCCCUCCACAGUAGCACCAGAGAGUCCGGUGGAGUGCCUCUCGCUCCAAUCCCUCUUCCUGCUUUUUUUUUUUUUUUUUUUGCUCCUUUUGGGAACUUCUGACGUCCGAUCCUCUACUCCUCCUCCUGCUCUUUGCUCUUCCUCCUUCUCAGCCGUCGGCCGUCCGGGUCCGGAUCUUUCCUCUCCAUUGCUGGCAUGAGCGCGCCUCCGCUCAUUCGCACUCCGAGCCCGCUCUCCUUCCCUGGGGGGCAGCCCGGGGGAGGAGAAAGAGGAGCAGCAGGCGGCGGCGGCGGAGGCGACGGCGGCGGCGGCGGCGUGGUGUCCUUCCACAUCCAGAUCGGUCUGAGCCGAGAGCCGGUCCUGCUGGACUUGGCGGAUGCGAGUCUGGCUCAGGUGCGCGAGGUGGCCUGCUCCAUCGUGGACCAGAAGAUUCCCGAGUGCGGCUUUUACGGCAUGUACGACAAGAUCCUGCUGUUCCGCCACGACUCGGCGUCGGACAACGUUCUGCAGCGGCUGCGCUCGGCCUCGCAGAUUCAAGACGGGGAUCUGGUCGAAGCCGUGCUCUCGGCUUCGGCCACGGCGGAAGACUUCCAGAUUCGGCCGCAUUGCCUGUUCGUGCAUUCGUAUCGAGCGCCCGCCUUUUGCGACCACUGCGGCGAGAUGCUGUGGGGCUUGGUGCGCCAGGGCCUCAAGUGUGAAGGCUGCGGUCUGAACUACCACAAGCGCUGCGCCUUCAAGAUCCCCAACAAUUGCAGCGGCGUGAGGAAACGCCGUCCGUCCAACGCGUCCCUGACGGGGUGGCCGCUCAACCUGGGGGGCCGCCCCUUGUCCGCCGAGCCCUCGCCGCCGCCACAUUACGCCGACGAGGCCCUGCUGUCCCCCGUCAGUCCCAGCAUGGAGAAGUGGUCGCCGCCGUCGGAGGCGCGCUGGGGUCGCGAGCGGCGCGCCAGCUGCCAGUCGUACGUGGGGCGGCCCAUCCAGUUGGACAAGCUGCUGCUGUCCAAGGUGAAAGUUCCUCACAGCUUCCUCAUCCACUCGUACACGCGGCCCACCGUCUGCCACCACUGCAAGAAACUCCUCAAGGGACUCUUCAGGCAAGGCCUGCAGUGCAAAGACUGUCGAUUCAACUGUCACAAGCGUUGCGCGACAAAAGUUCCAAACAACUGCUUGGGAGAAGUUUCCAGAAACGGAGAGCUGCUCAGUCCCGGGGCGGAGUCAGAUGGCAACAUGGCGGACGGUUGCCUUGACGAUCAGGAGAGGGGCGGCGGCGGCGGCGGCGGCCCGAUGGACGAUGUCGACGACGCGGCCGUGGCGACGGAUGACAUGACCAUCGCCAUGACGACAGAGGCGGGCCCCGGAGACCCUGGAGACUUGCAAGACCCGGAUGGGGACGAGUCCAACAGAGCCAUCAGCCCGUCAACCAGUAACAACAUCCCGCUCAUGAGAGUCGUUCAGUCGGUCAAACACACCAAGAGGAAGAACAGCAACGUGAUGAAGGAAGGCUGGAUGGUCCACUACACCAGCAAGGACACUCUGAGGAAGCGACAUUACUGGCGCCUGGACAGUAAAUGCAUCACACUGUACCAAAACGAAACGGGAAGUAAAUAUUAUAAGGAGAUUCCGCUGUCGGAGAUCUUGUCGCUGGAGGCCGCUCGGACUUUCUCGCUUCUCCCGGACGGCGCCAACGCCCACUGUUUCGAGAUCGCCACCACGGCCGCCUUGGUUUACUUUGUGGGCGAGGACCCGCACGGCGGCGGCGGCGGCGGCGGCGGCGGAACGGGCGCCGACGUGCUGGUGAGCGGCGCGGGUCAGGACGUGGCCCGCGUGUGGGAGAUGGCCAUCCGGCACGCCCUCAUGCCCGCCGUUUCCACGGGCGUCUCCCACGGUUGCCGUGGCGACGGGCACCAGGAAAUCUCCAUCAGUAUUUCUGUCUCCAACCGUCACAUCCAGGAGAAUGUGGACAUCAACUCGAUUUAUCAGAUCUUUCCAGAUGAAGUUCUCGGCUCCGGACAGUUUGGAAUCGUCUACGGAGGGAAGCACAGGAAGUCGAGCCGCGAUGUGGCCAUCAAGAUCAUCGACAAGCUUCGCUUCCCCACCAAACAGGAGAGCCAGCUCAGAAACGAGGUGGCCAUCUUGCAAAACCUGCAUCACCCCGGCGUGGUCAACCUGGACUGCAUGUUUGAGACUCCCGAGCGCGUUUUUGUGGUGAUGGAGAAGCUUCACGGAGACAUGCUGGAGAUGAUCCUGUCCAGCGAGAAAGGACGCCUGCCCGAACGCAUCACCAAGUUCCUCGUCACGCAGAUCCUGGUGGCCCUGCGUCAUCUCCACUUUAAGAACAUCGUCCACUGUGACCUGAAACCCGAAAACGUCCUGCUGGCGUCGGCCGACCCUCUCCCGCAGGUGAAACUGUGCGACUUUGGCUUCGCUCGCAUCAUCGGCGAGAAAUCGUUCCGCCGCUCGGUGGUGGGCACGCCGGCGUACCUGGCGCCGGAGGUGCUGCGAAACAAGGGAUACAACCGCUCGCUGGACAUGUGGUCGGUCGGAGUCAUCGUCUACGUCAGCCUCAGCGGAACGUUCCCGUUUAACGAAGACGAAGACAUCAACGAUCAGAUCCAGAACGCCGCCUUCAUGUACCCGCCGCAGCCCUGGAAAAAAGUCUCUCCCGAAGCCAUCGACCUGAUCAACAAUCUUCUGCAGGUGAAAAUGAGGAAACGCUACAGUGUUGACAAAACACUCAGUCACGCUUGGCUGCAGGACUACCAGAUGUGGCUGGACCUGCGCAGCCUGGAGAGCCGCGUGGACCGGCGCUACGUGACGCACGAGAGCGACGACCUGCGCUGGCAUCGCCACGCCCACCGAGAGGACAAAGUAACAGAUUAG